Messenger RNA from Ostreobium quekettii, 1980 nucleotides. NCBI's taxonomy places the organism in Eukaryota, Viridiplantae, Chlorophyta, Ulvophyceae, Bryopsidales, Ostreobiaceae. The record is from the annotation of a GenBank genome assembly.
AUGUCCCCGGGUUACUAUGCCAGAAUCCUUGGGACUGACCCUGAGCGCAAAAUCCGGCUGCCGCCCGUCCGCGGUGCGUUCUGGGGACAGGCUCAACACACACCUCUGUGCUGUGUGCUGUACGACGGCCAAACUCGCCUGCGGCACAGGCGCCCCUUGCUGCAGGACCGCAGGGCGCAGCCCACGGUCGACCGCCCGCCCCCGACCGGCGCCGUGUCGGCCCAUGGCCGCCGAACCCCACUCCUGACGACAGCCGUGAUGGCGGGACCCGGCCCAGAGCGCAGGGGCCCUCCCAGCGCGCCGGGCUCCGGCUGGGCGCUGCGCGCGCUGCUGGCGGGGCUGUGCCUGGCGGCGCUGGUGCUGUGGCUCGCCGCCCCGCAGCAGAAGAAAGGAAUCGCAGCAAGUAAUGUCAAGGACAAGUGGCUGGAUAUCUGGCUAAAGAGGUUCAAUGACACGGGCGCGGCGGCAGUUGGGCCCAGUGCGGAGGGCACUGCUUCCAGGGGGAAUGCAGCUGUGGAAGGAUUAGACAUGGAGCAAGUCCCACCCGAUGGACAGCAACCCGCUCCGAAGGCGCAUGUCGCGCCCAAGGUGGCGCUCAUGUUCCUUGGGCAAGGCCCAAUGCCCCUUGAGGCUGUGUGGCGAGCAUUCUUGGAGGCUGCAGCACGGGUGGAGCUGAAAGUCGACUUGGAACUUCCCCAAGAGGUGAACCUCGCCGAGGUGAUUGGUGGGAGCUUGAAGCCCCCUCUGGAACCUCUUCAGGAAUAUGAAUACCCUUCAAACAUUAUUCAAAAGAAGAGAAAAGAGAUAAAGCAUGGCGGUCGUCGCCGCAUUUUGCAGAGGCGGCGCAGAGCGCUGCGUCAGCAGGCAGCAGAGGGACAGGGGCAAGGGCAGGGGGUCGAUGCUCAGGUCCAGGAGAAACAAGAUCCAGGAUGCUGGGCUACCAAUGGCACAGUUCUUCAGAACGAAGUGGACAGACUGCUGGCAGUGACGUCUGGAGGUGCGGAAGUGGUGUCUGGACAGAGGCUGUUCUCCAUAUAUGUCAAUGCACCGGAAAGUCAUCACUUUCAGGAGGGGAGCGUCUUCUACGGCAGGAAGAUUCCAAAUUUGGUGGAUACCGAAGGGGCAUAUGCUCUGUUCUUGCUCGUCCAGGCACAGAUGAAUAUGCUGCAGGAGGCACUGAAAGACCCACUGAACAAGAAGUUCGUGAUGCUCUCGGACUCGACCAUUCCUGUGCACAGGCCAGAGAUUGUGUACCUGCAACUAAUCCAUGAAAAAAAGACUCGUGUCGGGGCUUGUCCACCAAAACCGGGGAAGGAAGGGGCACUUAAUCCUGGAAGGUGGAGCCCUCUAAUGAAAACCGACUUCCUCAACAAGUCGCAUUGGCGCAAGAGCUCCUUCUGGAAUGUCCUGAAUCGAGAACAUGCAGAGCUGGUCCUGGCUGACAAGCAUGUCAGCGAGCAGUUCAAGCGGUACUGCUUUUCAAACGUCAAAGAAUUGGCAGGCUACAUGCAGAACAUGACACGCAGCGCAUGUGUUGCAGAUGAGCACUUCAUACCGACAUUGUUGGCCUCAUAUGGCAUCAGCAACCAGACGGACUGCAUCGGCCGCCCAACAUGGGUUGAGUGGCCCAACAAGGGCUUCCACCCCAAGACCUUCAAGCCUGAUGAAACCAAUGUGAAACUUAUUAAGAGAAUUCAGCGGGGAUGGGGUAAAGAAUGCAAACUGGAGCCGUGCCUGGAGACUGCCAAACACUAUUUGUCCGGCGUUGGCGGAGGAAGCUGCACUCCAGAGGCUGGAGGGCCACAGCACGGCGAGCCCAGGGUCUUCACAGGGGCUGGCUUCUCCACCCAGCCAGCGAGCUGCCGUCUAUUUGCAAGGAAAUUUCCCAAAUCUGGUCUGCGAGCCGCCCUGCGGGCUCUCUUGCCUUGCGACGGCGGUGGUUUGGGAUACUGGUGCUACGAUACCAAUAUGCAGCAAUAG